CUGGUGCGGAUUUGGCAAACCUUGGCUCUCCCCGUGUCACAGGAGUAUGAGCCCACCAUCUUCUACCCCAAGCGCUCCCAGCACAGCCUGUACCAGGACUUCACCAUGCAGUGCGAGAAGAUGGACAUCCCCUUCCUGUCCUACCUGCCCACGGAGGUGCAGCUGAUAAACGAUGCCUACAACCUGGUGAUCGAUGCUAUUCUGGGCCUGGAUGCAGACCACCUGGACUCCAAGGAGCCCUACUCCAGCAUCCUGGUGACCCUGAAGCAAGUCAAGAUCCCCAUCGCCAGCGUCGACGUACCCUCAGGCUGGGAUCCAGAGGAGGCCAGGACAGACGGAAUAAAUCCAGAGGUUCUCGUCUCCCUGACGGCACCAAAGAAAUGCGCCGCGAGCUUCUCCGGGAAGCACUUUCUUGCAGGGCGGUUCCUGCCGUACGACAUCCAGAAAAAAUACGAGCUCAAUCUGCCCGAGUUCCCAGGGACGGACUGCAUGAUUGAGCUGUAACGCACACAGCCGCCAGGUGGAACUGAGCCUGUCUUUACAAUAAAUGAAAACGAUACAUAUAUGCAUUUUGUAUUUUCUAGGUUGUACUGUAUUACAUUGUCGGGCAAACCCUGCCUUUCCAAUCGGCUAAGACUAGAAUAAUAUUAUGAUGAGAAUAUUCAAAUUUACCGGUGGUCCACAAGUUGCAAGAAGCACAAAGUGGUAACAUUAUAUCCCAAACCCCGGACAAAACCGGCACCCUGGUACCCUCACAAGAUGACGUAUCUGAACACGGCAGUAGCAUUCUCCUCCCCAGUGGUGCGUGGGAAGGUUUUGAAACCGUCACAACAGAGCUUUGCGCCGUGCUGGGGGUCACUUCUCUGCUAUGUUCAGGUGCAGUCGCGUUCAGAAUUUCGUGCUGCUGCAGACGGAGGCGCGGGGCUGGGCUUUCUCCACCCGCAACAGCGACCUGGAGAAGAGGAGAAGUGAUCUCAAGCAGUAACCAUGCAUUUCUUCGCUGACUUACUGAGCACCAAUCUUUUACAUUGAACGAAAUACAAAGACGAGUAUCUGGAUUAUUUGCCCCACUGUUUCAUCAGCCCUGUCGUGGAUUCGUUUGGCUUGAGCGACUGAGCCCUUGUGCGUGUGUCGGCGUCCUCUGUUGUCAGUCUGGUGUAAUGGACAGGAUAUUCACACAAUGUCAGGAUCGCGUGAAAAACUGGGGAAGGCUAAUUUUAAAUAUGGCUAAGGAAGGGUCGUCUUUGUUUUCCUU
This is a messenger RNA of Lepisosteus oculatus (spotted gar), 1255 nucleotides long. Lineage: Eukaryota; Metazoa; Chordata; Actinopteri; Semionotiformes; Lepisosteidae. The record is from RefSeq and is a predicted model, not a curated record.